AUGUUGUUGAGCCUGAUAUACGCCUUUGCUCUAUUUUCUGCUGUCUUUUCCUCGCCGACGUCGUUGUUGUUCAGCCCGACUUCCGCUAAGCGAAGCGAUCUCUCGUAUGAGCCGCCUGCUGCUCGCGGGCUGACGAACGCGGUGCGCCUGGCCCGAGGGUAUCCUCUGAAGGCCCCAGUGAGGCGUUCUGAUACCGCCAGGAGAGGCGUCCCAUCCAGUGUUCCAUCAGGAUCGUACAAUCCAAGUCGGCCGGCUCGAGGAUAUCUGCAGUUCACUACUAGUGGCGGUCAGAGUGCUGGAUUCAUUGGUACUCAGACGAAUCAAAAUGGCGACUUCCUGUUGGCUACCGGCAAUAGCGACAAGCUUUUGGUUGAAAUCGAUUUAAUGAAGGCCAAGUCUGGUCCCACUACCAUAACCACUGUCAAUGGCGGUACAAGUGUAUCUUAUGUCGCCGGUAUCGUAGGAUCGACAAGUGCAUCCAACAACCUUUCUCAGGGCAGCUUCAGCUAUUUCUACUUUGGAGGAAGCAGCGAUCAAUCGGGCGCUUACCUUGAAACCUCCAUUUUUGCUUACAGCGCUACGGAUAAUAGCAUCACAGUUCAGUGGGCUAAUUCAGACGGGUCCACCGCGGAAACAUUCAUUGGUCUCACAUCGCAAGGUGCAUUUGGAACUGGUGAUCGUAAUGCAUGUGAGCAAGAGUUUGGAACGGUUACUUGGGUGACGCUUUCCUUUGUUCCUCAAUAA
Molecule: messenger RNA, 744 nt
Organism: Desarmillaria tabescens
Lineage: Eukaryota; Fungi; Basidiomycota; Agaricomycetes; Agaricales; Physalacriaceae
Exons: 8
Coding region: 1-744 (247 amino acids)
Source: RefSeq, a predicted model, not a curated record